AUGUACUAUUCAAAUCGACAACAACGAGGCCCUUAUGCAACUAAUGCAUGUACUAAUUGUCGAAAGAAACACCAAAAGUGUUCUGAAGAAGCUAUUUGCACAAAUUGUGCAUCACAAAACCUCAAAUGUAUUUAUGUCAAAUCAACUAAAAAACGAGGACCGAAAGCGUCUAGUAAUGUCGGUAACGCCUCAAAUAUCGAACAUGAACACGCAUUAAUCUUAACUCAAUUUGGCAUACCCAUUCCUCUCUGCCUCGACUGUAAUUAUAACGAAGAAUUUCAAUCAAUUCAAAAUGGGUUCUUUCCAUACAUUAAUAAUAAUUUUACUAUGCUAAAUAAUGACAUAUCUGAGAAUGUUCUUA
This is a messenger RNA of Cetraspora pellucida, 361 nucleotides long. The record is from the annotation of a GenBank genome assembly. NCBI's taxonomy places the organism in Eukaryota, Fungi, Glomeromycota, Glomeromycetes, Diversisporales, Gigasporaceae.